GACUAUAAAGCUAAAGGGACGGACGUUCAGUGUCAUUGCACAGACUUUGUUCCUUGCAAAUGGAGUUUCUUGUUACCACCUACUCUUCCCUGUUUCUUCUCUUGCUUCCAUUCGUAGGCAUCUUGGUCUACUUAUACGGGACCUGGUCCUUCGGUGUCUGGAAAACAUUAGGCGUGGAUGGACCCAAGCCCGCUCCAUUUUUCGGUCACCAGCAGGAGCUAAAUAAAAAUGGCAAUGAAGUCAGCAUUCAGAAAUGGUCACAGACCUAUGGCCGAACAUUUGGCAUCUAUUCAGGAUCUCGACCACUCCUGGUGACCACUGACCUUGACAUUUUGAAGGAAGUGCUCGUAAAAGAAUUUAACAAGUUUACGGACCGAUUUGAGCACAUUGGCACAGGGUCAGACACCUCAUGA
Pomacea canaliculata is the source of this 413-nucleotide messenger RNA. Its product is annotated as cytochrome P450 3A24-like. NCBI's taxonomy places the organism in Eukaryota, Metazoa, Mollusca, Gastropoda, Architaenioglossa, Ampullariidae. Gene Ontology annotation, molecular function: oxidoreductase activity, acting on paired donors, with incorporation or reduction of molecular oxygen; monooxygenase activity; heme binding. Bases 60 to 413 code for a protein of 117 amino acids. The transcript has 5 exons. The record is from RefSeq and is a predicted model, not a curated record.